GAAAGCCUUGAAGAUGGAUCUCGAACCGGAUUUUGAUCGAUGGACACAUGCCACUCUUGUUAUUCAACGAACAUGGAGAGGUUACUGCACUAGAUGCAAACUUUUUGCUCUUCUGGAAGUGAAAGCGAGCCUCAUGUGUGCCUCAAAGGCUAGCCGAAUGCAGAGUGAAACGCUACAAGACGUGUCAACGCUUCUAUCUGUCUAUUCGCCCAGCAAAUCUAGAGUGUCUGCACUUUCUUCCUUUCGGUCAAGAGGUUUGAUACUAAGAAUACAACGCAAGUAUCGGGAUUAUUUGGACGGUUGUAUCGAGUAUGGGUUGCAACCGUAUGUGCCUGCUGUCAAGAGUUUUCAGUCAUUUUGUGCAGGUCGAAUUCAGACUUGGUGGAAGGAAUGUAAAAGAACAUCAAAAACAAAAGUCCUGUAUCCUAAUGAAGCUGCAAGUGUUAUACAACGUUGCUGGAGGAGGCAUAUUGACAUGCAAGUUUAUAGAUACUAUCGAGAUUUAGUGAGCUUUAGAAAUCGUGGAGAUCCAUCUGUUAUGCUGAGAUGCAUCAAUCCUACGGAAGCUCAGUUAUUGGAUCGUGGGUCUGGUGCUCGAGUCAAGUUUCGUUUAGCUGGAGAGACUUUUCCUCCAAAUAUUUAUUACAAGAUCUUCAUACAGAGUCCAAUUCAAGAUGUAUGUGCCAAUGCACCAAGAGACUAUACAAAUGUAUGUUAUCAAAGAACAACUGCUAGGCAUACUCACAACAAAGGAGCACCAGAUGUGAGACUAGAUAAAUCUUCUUGGUAUAAACGAUGGGAGAACAAUGGAUGGAGACUAGUCUCUGACAGAUUCUUGCACAGAGCUCUUUUUGAUCCAGUUUCUUUUGAGACAUCCAAGAAAAAAAUUGAAUUUAAACAUAUGAAGAUGCAGCGCAAAGUUGAUGUGGAAAGAAGAAGGAAGCAGAAGAAAAUUGAAUGGAUGAGAAAGUUGUACACAGGUAAAGUCCAUCUGAAGACAUCUACAGACACUGAGAAUGAAGCUCAUGAUGAUGUUGAUGAUCUUGUUGAAUGGACAUGCCGUCUUGAUUUUGACGAAUAUGUGAGCAAUUGGUACUCAUUGGCAACAACGUCUACAUCAGAUAAUGCUGGCAAGAGGCAGCUGUCAUCAUUUUCUGACGACGCAUUUGAAGUAAAAGUAUGCUGAAAAAAUUGUUAGGCGCUGUGUAACAUUGCAUAGAAUUCAAAUAAUGUAGUAGAGAGUUAUAGUGAGGUCUUGCCUGCUACUUAGUCUCACAUGGCAGACCUUUGGUCUAGGGUAUGCCAAAGGUCUGGCCACGCGAGUGUGUUGGGCCAAUAACUGACAACAGACUACAUACUUUGUCU
Corticium candelabrum is the source of this 1365-nucleotide messenger RNA. RefSeq names its product protein MFI-like. The transcript has 14 exons. NCBI's taxonomy places the organism in Eukaryota, Metazoa, Porifera, Homoscleromorpha, Homosclerophorida, Plakinidae. The coding region runs from base 14 to 1186 and encodes 390 amino acids. Gene Ontology annotation, molecular function: protein binding. The record is from RefSeq and is a predicted model, not a curated record.